Molecule: messenger RNA, 5537 nt
Organism: Chroicocephalus ridibundus (black-headed gull)
Lineage: Eukaryota; Metazoa; Chordata; Aves; Charadriiformes; Laridae
Product: histone-arginine methyltransferase CARM1-like
Exons: 13
Coding region: 578-1840 (420 amino acids)
Biological process (GO): peptidyl-arginine methylation
Molecular function (GO): protein-arginine N-methyltransferase activity
Source: RefSeq, a predicted model, not a curated record
GUCUUCAUGGCACAACAUCACCUGAUACAAUGAAUGCAGAGGAGCACCAUGAGACUUAGUUGACACAUUAUUAUAAAGCCUGUUGAGAGGUUCUCUCGGCUAUCAUCUCUAAAUAAAACAAAUUAUUCCAUGAAUGGCAGAACUAAUGAAACCCGGUUUUCCUUCAACUGAUUUACUUUGUUCACAUCUAUCCUAGUGUCUUCCUCAUCCUUUCCCACUGUCACUUCAGAGCUUCCUCCUUCUCUCUGUCCCAGCCCUUUCUGUGAUUGUUUGAAGCUACUCCAUUGCUAUGCAUGAUUAUGAGUCCUCCAUCUGCUGCUCAUGUACCACCAGCAGUGGUUGACUCUGGACUUGACUUGUUCAUGACCUGAGAAGAAAAUGUUGCUAUUAAGCAUGUCUCAUCAUUUCCUUCAGCAAGAAUGGCACACUGGGCCUUCCAUGUUUAUUCAACCACCCUUUUUAUGCAACUUGCGGGAACACCAUGGUUUUGGCAUGCCGGCCAAAUUUUAUUAUGAUCAGCUGAAGAGUUUAAAAAUUAGGAGAAAUGGGACUGCCGAUCAGCACAGCUGCGUAAACCAUGUUUCACCAGAAAUGGGACUGUCACAGGGGCCGUCUAGAAAAGCCAGCUGAUGGAGUCUGUGUGUUUAAAUGCUUGGUUAACAGAGACACUGAAUACUGUCACGUGGGAAAACAGUCUGUGUUAAUUACGCUGGGAUACAACAGUGCCUUGCUCCAGUUCAAGUCACAAGCUGAAUACUACACAUUUUCAAAUGCAUUGAAGGGAUGCCGGAGCCAAAAGAAGGAGAACUCUGUUUUCAGUCAGAGAACAGAUGAAGCAUCCGCUGCUCAAUAUUUUCAGUUUUAUGGCUGUCUAUCUCAACAGCAGAAUAUGAUGCAGGAUUUUGUGAGGACAGCCACUUAUCACAGAGCUAUCCUACAGAACUACCUAGAUUUUACAGACAAGGUGGUCCUAGAUGUUGGCUGCAGAUCAGGAAUCCUCUCAUUUUUUGCAGUGCAGGCUGGAGCUAGAAAAGUCUAUGCUGUUGAAGCCAGUUCAAUGGCAAAAUAUGCAGAGCUGUUGGUGAGAAGCAACAACCUUUCUGACAAGAUCACAGUUCUGUCUGGAAAAAUUGAGGAGAUCUCCCUGCCUGAGAGUGUUGAUGUGGUAAUUUCUGAACCGAUGGGUUAUAUGCUGUUCAAUGAAAGGAUGUUGGAAAGUUACCUUCAUGCCAAAAAAUGGUUGAACUCAAACGGAAUGAUGUUCCCAACAUACAGUGACAUUCAUUUGGCUCCUUUUUCCGAUGAGCAGCUGUACAUGGAACACUACUCCAGAGCCAAUUUUUGGUACCAAGAAUGCUUUUAUGGGGUCAACCUGUCCAGUCUGCGCAGUGCAGCUGUGGAUGAGUAUUUCCGACAACCUAUUGUGGAUACUUUUGAUGUGAGAAUUCUGAUGGCACGGACAGUGAAGUACACUGUUAACUUCAUGGAAGCUGCUGAGGAAGAUUUGCACAGAGUGGAAAUCCCUUUUGUUUUCCAAAUGAUGCAGUCUGGACUAAUCCAUGGCCUGGCCUUCUGGUUUGAUGUGGCAUUUGUAGGAUCACUGGUAACUGUUUGGCUGUCCACUGCACCAACAGAACCUCUCACUCACUGGUAUCAAGUACGCUGCCUUCUUCAGACACCCCUCUUUGCUAAAGAGGGGGAAACUCUCUCAGGGAAAGUCUUAUUUGUUGCCAAUAAGCGGCAAAGUUAUGAUAUUCAGAUUGUGGCUAUGGUGGACCAGACAGGAUUUAAAUCUGGUAAUAUUCUUGAUUUAAAGAAUCCAUUUUUUAGGUAUGCCUAGAACAUACUGUAAUAUGGCACCUGAAAACAGACGUCAGAUUCUCACCGAGCUGAGUGAGACUGAAAUGAGUUCAAUUCUUAGUAGGCUUACUGGUGCUUGUAAAAUCAAUUUGUAACUGUACAUAUCUGUAACCAUAUGCGAGUCACAUGAGAAGGGGAUAUUGUGGUUCCAUCCUAUUUUUUUUUUUUUAAUUGAAAUUUAGCCUGCGCUCACAUUUACAGACUUGAAUUGCAGCAGAUUCAGUUUUAUUCCAGGAAGUUCAUUUGGUGUAAAACAAGAACUAUUUCUCUGUGUUUGUUUUUAUUUCUAUUUUACAGUAAGCUCACAUUGCUUCUCGUCUUGCUUUUAAUAUUCUUACCAAUAUUCUAGGUUAUUGAACAAAACCUACCUCAUGUUUAUAUAUGUAACAUAUCAAAAGAUCUUUGAGCGGUAUGUAGUGUCCAUGCUUUAAACAUUCAGCACUUAUUUCAAUGUUUGGUGUUAAUAUUCUAGCUCACCAGGGCAGUGUGUUAAAUACUUCUGGUUUCUCUCAGUGGACUCAUUAAUUUUGUUCAUUUUGAGACAUGACCCUGAAGUCAUCUUGCAUAUUCUUUGUAGAUGUUCUGAGAUUUCUCUGUGCCUACAGAAGUGUAACUGGACACAUUUGUAAAUUACUCCCAGCAUAGAGUGAUAUAAAACUGUAAGAUAGGAUAUGUGUGACACUUUUUCUGCAGCUCUGUGAGAAGUAUUGAUAGUCCAAGCUAUAUAAGAUGUAUUUUUGGCUUGUGUGCCUAGCAAAUGAGGAGGACUGUAGAGUUCCAGUACAGAUUUUAAUGAGAUCUCUCUCCAGACAAUGUUAUCCAUAAAGAGCACAUACUGACUUCUGUAGAAUGUGUUUCUGUCAUUCAAAGUAUAUGCCUUAGGCUGAAUUAAUGAGCUGGAGUCAAAUCAGAAACAUAGACAUCAUUUUCCUACCAAAAAUUGUAAAUGCAAUGAUACCUCUAGCAAGAUAUAAUCAGUCUUUAGCCUUCCACACACUGUUGGAAGGCUGGUUUGUAGGAAAAGCCCCAUGAAAGCGGACCCUUCUCUCAGGAUGGUAAAUGCUGCAUUUGAUCAGAAGACCAGCUAAGGACCUCUGCUGGGAGUAAUUCAGAAAUAGCUGUAGUUUCAGAGGUUUUUUUCUUCAAGUCAACAGACAAUUGCGGCUAUUUAAAGACAGUUCUGAGAUAAUGGAAAGUAGUCCCUAAAAUUGUGAAACCUUUAAGAGUAACAUGAGCUUCAUGGCUGAGGCCAUGAAACCAUUGAAGUUAGCGUCAGAGAAUUAUUGCCUUCUUAUUUCCAGUAGCAUUUAAUACAGACUUCUAGUAUAAAAAUGUAGUUUGCACAAUAAAAGACUUUUUUGUUACACAAAUAUAUAAUAUAUAUUAAAAAAAUAAUAUUGAAUGUGAGCUGCUGCUUCAGAAUGAUAACAGAAAUUAUCAUUCUAACCUCUACAAGCAGUGUAAUGAGAUUUCUGAUGCAAUGUCUGAUGGUUGGGUAUCUAUCCUUCCUAAAUUUAAUCUGUACAGUGGCUGGUGGUUUUAUGCUUAUGUGAGAGAAGGAAACAAAUCCAGGAAUGUCCAAAUACCAGGCAGCUGUAGUUCAGAGUUUUCUAGAGUUUGGCAAGUUUUCCUCCGCAAUUACGAAAGCAGUAUAUGGAAUCUGAAUCUGAAUUCAGCUGGGUCUCACAUUUCAGUGGAAAACCUCUUCCAAAAAGUAUAUAUCAAAGACUUCUAUUUUCUACAGGCAAAAACUUUACAUUGUGAAUUUAAUGUGGCAACUUCAAUUCUUUUUAAGGAAGAAAGGAAAUAAAGGGGAGGAAAAACAGCAGCAGCAGACAGCAGUGUCAGGUUGUGUAUCUAUAUUUAAUUCCAGAAUAAAAGGUGUAUGAAUCUAAUAACUGCACCUUCACUAUGUAUAGAAAAGAUUAUUGCCUUAUAUGCUAACAAGUACAAAGAUUAUUUCACUGUAAUUGCUACUCUGAAGUGAUCUGGGUGAUCCAGGACUGGUAUUUGUAUUUCUCUCUACUUCAGGAAUUCACUUUAUUCCAGAUUGCAUGCUAAAACUGAAGAGAAGAUCGACAUUGGCAACUGUACCAGUUGCAGCCUGAAAUACGGUCCUGUGACUGUCUUCAUUUCUUUAUCAUUUAACAUUUUCCUCUUUCCUGCUUCGAAGCGUUGGUGUUUUUGAAGUAUGCAAGAGCCUGCCUUCAAGGACUACAAUGUACUGUUUUCACCUCACAGGACUUUCUGGGUAUAAAUAUGAGAAUAUAUUUGUAAAGUAUUUUUUGAAACAACAUGUCAAUGAAAACAUUUUAUUGAUACAAAUGACGUUGGUUUGUUUCGAUUUUUUAUAAAGGCAACAAGGUAAGAUUAAUGAAUGCUAGAGAAUGUAGGGAAAGUAAAGCAGAACUGUGGGGAUGCUGGAGCAAACAGUGAUGAUGUAGUUUUACAACGCAGACUCUUGAACAGAUUUGACCAUAUUAUGAAAUACAGCGUUUCCUCAUUUAUAGUUGAAGAGGCUAUAUUAAUCCUGUUGAAAAACUACAUAUUGUCUUGCAUCCCACAGACUCAAAAAGCACAAUAGGAAAGACACUGAGUAUCAUAUUAAGGAGCUAUAAAUUUUCAUGCUUGGUUGGAUCCAUGGUCAUUUAGAAGGUUCAUCUUCAAGAAAUUACAGCAGUAAGAAAUGCUUUCAGCAGCUUAUUUUUCAACAAUUGCAUAUGGUUAUUUUCUUUUACCUUCACCCCAGAGAGAUGCAUUUAAAGUUUUGUAAGCAGUCAUAUACACAUAGUGAUUCAUGAUAAAUUGCAUUUUCAGUAGUAAUGACUUUCAUUUUGAAUGUCUAUCUAUGUGAGUUCUCCCAUCUGAACUGAUGAUUAGAAUACUCCGUCCUUAGGAAUAGUAUAGGAAUUCAAUGUGGUUACUAUUAUUCUGGUGGUUGCUAAGAGAAGUAGUGAUUUACUGCAUAUUGUGUGCACUAGACCCACAGAAAUCUUUGUGAUAGCGCUCUUUAAAAUACUUAUGACAACUAUGACAUCCAAAAGCAAUCUUGAUGCAUCUGGAUCUAAGUGCAGUGAAACACAAUGGAAUUGGUGUUAAUUUGCUUAGCUAAGUUUCUACAAUUUAUGCUUUUUUUCUCAAGAUGCAAAGAAGAAAAAAAAAGGGCGGGGAGGCAUUUAGAGGUUGGAGAACAAACCUCCAGAUGGUAUGCAUUUUAUUCUUCUUUUAGUCUUGCCUUGUGGUAUACAGGUUUUCAUUCUUCUCAAAUAGAUAAUACACAUAUUUACAACUCUACUGAUCCAAGCUGAGAGAUAAAACUACGGAAAGAUACACUGUCAAGAUGCAGCUGAAGAGUCAGCAGAAUGGAGGACAGCAGUUCAACAGGAGACUGCAGGCAGAAAAAUUAAUUUCUUGCUGGAAGCAAAAGGGUAUCAAAUAGCUGAUACGAACUAUUCACGUUCAGCUCACCAGGUUUGACCCACGCUGAUUUUAGUGAUAUUCAGAUGCACAUAUUUACAGAAGAAAAAGAAACUAACAUAACCUGAAGAAAACCAAAGACAAAGGAGUGGGAAUUAUAAAAAUGUCUUUCUCGAAGUGGCUGCCCCUCUAGAGGUUGGCCAGUUGUCAGGCAUGUCAUCUUGCAACACUGAACUGGGACUACAGCCUAAUUUGCAGCA